Suhomyces tanzawaensis NRRL Y-17324 is the source of this 1116-nucleotide messenger RNA. RefSeq lists its product as uncharacterized. The transcript has a single exon. The record is from RefSeq and is a predicted model, not a curated record. The coding region runs from base 1 to 1116 and encodes 371 amino acids. Gene Ontology annotation, molecular function: protein heterodimerization activity. Lineage: Eukaryota; Fungi; Ascomycota; Pichiomycetes; Serinales; Debaryomycetaceae. Gene Ontology annotation, cellular component: transcription factor TFIID complex.
AUGGACGACUCCUUCCAUUUUGCAUUGCUAAGGAUAUCGAUAGCCCAGAUCCUAAAGGCCAACGGCUUUGAAAAGUGCAAGCCUUCCACCCUCAAUGCCCUCACAGACAUCUAUAUUCAUUACCUUGACAGACUCGUGAAGCAAUCAACACGAUUGUCUCAGUUGAGAAAACGAUCCAACGAUGUCGAAAUCCAAGAUAUCACAGAAGCCAUGAAGCUUACGGGAGUCAUAAAACCAGAAAACUACUUGCAGCUCGAUGACACCAAAGAUAGUGAAAGGCAAAAUGCAUCCUCCUUGACCAAGAAGAGCAAGGCGGCCUACAACACCAAGUCGCUCGACUCGUUUAGAGACUGGGUCAAGUAUAGCGAUUCCUUCAGGGUAUCAAGAAAGUUGAACGAGCUUCCCAGCAAUUUGAUCAAGAAUUUGAUGGAAAAGAGAAAGCUUGUGCUCGAUGACGGGGAAACCGACCAAGAAAAGAAAAAGAAAAAGUAUAAGGAAAGGCAAGACUACUACAACCAGUUGAAGCUCAACGACGUGCUAGGACAUUCCACCAGCAAUAAUAUGAUCAAUGGCGAGGACAUGGAUGACGACGAAAACGACGCCAUUUCCGAGAAGGAUAAGCUCUUCUGGUUGAACUACUUGAUCGAAAAGGACCUCAAGUUGGGGCACGACCUCAAGUUCAUCAACACCACGUUGUAUGACGAGUUUUUGAAGUUUCAGACCAACCCCAAGUUCCACCCGGUGAUGAAAAACUCCACCAGCAACCCCAACGAGGUGGCCGACAAGUACCAGCAGUUGAAGCAGCAGGUGAACAACGUGAACAAGUACGACUACUUGGUGAUCAGCAUUGAAGACGACACCAACGGCGAUGCAGGAGCCAACGGCGAGGACGUGGACCCUGCCACCACCGUCAGGCCGUCGGCCGAAUUGGAAAAAAUACUACCCUACAAUCUCAAAUACGAAAAAUACCUACUAGAAGACGAUCUAGAACAGUUUGUGGGGAACGAGCACAAAGACACAGACUCCGACGACAAGCCCGGGCUGGAGCCACGCGACGAUAGUUUUAGCGUCAACGACGACGGCAUAGGAGGGGAUAACACAUUAAUGUUCAUGUAA